Molecule: messenger RNA, 3933 nt
Organism: Cylas formicarius (sweet potato weevil)
Lineage: Eukaryota; Metazoa; Arthropoda; Insecta; Coleoptera; Brentidae
Gene: Rdl
Product: gamma-aminobutyric acid receptor subunit beta-like
Exons: 9
Coding region: 317-1792 (491 amino acids)
Biological process (GO): nervous system process; regulation of membrane potential; chemical synaptic transmission
Cellular component (GO): membrane; synapse; neuron projection
Molecular function (GO): chloride channel activity; neurotransmitter receptor activity; extracellular ligand-gated monoatomic ion channel activity
Source: RefSeq, a predicted model, not a curated record
CCUUGCGAGCGCGUCGACAGCAAGCAGCUUCGCGCUUAGCGACCCCUUGAAAACACACGCGUCAAACCAGCAGUCCGACAGCGAACCCGCGGCCGCGUGCCGACAGUGCGAUAUUGCGAAUUUUCCGUGUAACAUUGCAAUAAAACCGCGCGCCUAUGGAGACGAGGUCCUGCUCCGAGUCCGCCGAAGCCCUCGCGGAGAUGACGCCCACCGGGACCGUCGACAGGGCGCUAGCCGGGCGCGCGGAAGCGUGAAACAACGUACGAAGACGCGAGAAAAACGAAGGAUACACCGUGCACCGAGCCCCAUCAACGAGAUGGGGCCCCUAGGGGCCUGCUUUACGCGGGCACCCUUCCAGCUCCCCGCCGCGACGACGAUGAUCUGCGUCUUUGGUGUGUUCCUGACGAUGGCGACAAUGAGGUUUGGACCGGUACACGCCGGGAGGAACCAGGGAGGGGGCAGUUACCUGGGGGACGUCAACGUUUCGGCUAUACUGGACUCGUUCAGCGUCAGCUACGACAAACGCGUAAGACCAAACUACGGAGGCGCUCCCGUCGAGGUGGGGGUCACGAUGUACGUGCUGAGUAUAAGUUCGCUGUCAGAGGUGAAGAUGGACUUUACGUUGGAUUUUUACUUCCGACAAUUCUGGACCGAUCCGCGACUAGCCUUCAGGAAGCGGCCGCAGGUCGAGAUGCUGUCGGUCGGUUCCGAAUUCAUCACAAACAUCUGGGUGCCUGAUACGUUUUUCGUCAACGAGAAGACGUCCUCGUUCCACAAAGCAACAACGUCAAACGAAUUUAUAAGGAUACAUCACUCAGGGUCGAUCACUAGGAGCAUUAGAUUGACGAUCACCGCUUCGUGUCCAAUGAACCUCCAGUAUUUCCCGAUGGACAGGCAACUGUGCCACAUCGAGAUCGAGAGUUUUGGUUACACUAUGAAAGACAUUAGAUACAAGUGGAACGCUGGACCGACCAGUGUCGGGAUCAGCACCGAGGUCGAGCUGCCACAGUUCCGGGUGCUAGGCCACAGACAGAGGCAGAAGGUUAUAUCUUUAUCGACAGGAAAUUACUCCAGACUGGCGUGUGAGAUCCAGUUCGUCAGAUCAAUGGGCUACUACCUGAUCCAGAUCUACAUCCCGUCCGGACUGAUCGUCAUCAUCUCCUGGGUGAGCUUUUGGCUGAACAGGAACGCGACGCCGGCGAGGGUGGCACUCGGCGUCACCACCGUGCUGACCAUGACCACCCUCAUGUCGUCCACCAACGCUGCCCUUCCCAAAAUCUCAUACGUCAAGUCCAUAGACGUUUACCUCGGGACUUGUUUCGUUAUGGUGUUCGCGAGCCUUCUAGAGUAUGCGACUGUCGGAUACAUGGCGAAGAGGAUACAGAUGAGGAAAAAUAGAUUUCUCGCCAUCCAAAAGAUAGCGGAGCAGAAGAAGUUGAACGUCGACGGUCCCGACGAUCACGUGCCCAAGCAAACAGAGGUGCGGUUCAAAGUCCACGAUCCAAAGGCGCACAGCAAGGGAGGUACGCUCGAGAGUACGGUGAACGGGGGCCGGGGAGGCAGGGAAGGCGGUCCGGACGAGGAGGCGGCCGCGCCGAUCCCACAGCACAUCAUGCACCCCAACAAAGACAUCAACAAGCUAUACGGCAUCACCCCGUCAGACAUCGACAAGUACUCGCGAAUAGUGUUCCCCGUGUGUUUCGUUUGCUUCAACCUGAUGUACUGGAUCAUUUAUUUGCACAUUUCCGACGUGGUCGCGGACGACCUGGUGCUCCUCGAGGUGGACAAGUAAGCGAGGCGGCGGCGCCUUCCGGAGAUCCGGCAACCUCGCAUCAUCGAACGCGCACGAACUCGAAACUAGUUCGGGCCAAUCGACCGAGAGUUAAACGAUUGGUUUCGCGACAGAAUUUGUAGUCCGCGUAAGGUGCAAUCCGUGUUACUUUUUUUUUGUAAAAUUCACCUUCAAACCAAGCAGUUUUAGCAUUUUCCGACGUAUAAAAUGAAAAGUAUUGAAGCGGCCAAAAUCGAGAAGGUCUGCUUUUUUGGUUUUUCUAAAAUCGAUAGAGAAGUUUGAGUCUUGAAACAUGCUCAGAAUUAAAUUUAAAUUUCUCUAGAGAGUUUUUAGAACAAACUUCUUGUCAAUUAAUAAAACAUCCAUAUUAAUUUGUAAUUAAAAAGGGGCAGAAUCAAAAUGUAGCCUCGAAACGCACAAAAAGCGCACAAUAUUUCGCACAUUUGGAUUUUAAACACAAGCAUUUUAUCAAAUACUUACGCACACGAUCAAGAAGCGUCAAGCUCUUUUUAGUAUGAAAAAUACGGAAAAUUUACAAUUAUUUGCAACCAUGUCAAAAAUAUUUUCGCUGAUUAUCGCAGACCUGAUUCCUUAGUAAAAGAAAGCGUUAUUACUACUGUGCGUAUAAGUCGUAAUAAGUAAUACAUCAUUCAGAAAGUUGAAAAUCUCUCCAACAGAGGUCUCCCGAGGUUCGCAGCGCGGUUGCUUCGAUACCUUUAAUUUUAUAUGCACCAAAACUGAAAAGUUAGUUAAAAUUAUUAAUAAAUUAUUAAGUCGCAAACUGCGAGUGAGAUUUAUAAAAAAAAAAGUCGCCACGCGACGUUGCCAGCGAUCGGCCAUGACCUUCGCGCUUACGUCGUGUCACGUUCCUGUAAAUAUUCCGUUAUCGUUAUGGCAGACGCAAUUCUAUAAUUAUGUUGAAGAUUUUUUACUGUGUUGUUCUGGGUGCGCAGGCGCGAAGGUCACCGACCGAACGAAAACGGAAAAAACUCGAAAAACUUUUCCUCUCCCCUUUUCCACCUAGCGGGACGUAGUUUAUAGGAGACUGAGUUUUAACGUUAUUAUUAUUAUCAAUAUUAUACGUAACGAGCAGAGAGUUUAUUUGAAAGCCCGUGUACAUAGAACGUUCCUGUUUUUAUACUCCUCGCGCACACCUUAUACACGCCCAAAAAAUAAAAAAAAAAACUGCAAUUAUUCCUAGGAUUUAAUAAUAGCACCUAAAAGAGGAAAACACCGCGGAAGGCGAACGCGCGUCAGGCGAUGAGGUCGCGGGUCGCGUUUCCGUGGUUCGUGGCGCGACGCGCGGUCGCUCGUCGACACUUUGGCACGGAACACAGCCGCGCGCGCAGAACAAAAAACGGUCGAUUUCAAAACACACACAAAUACACACACGCAAAAAGAAAAACACAAAGAAAUACCGCGUAGUAACGAAAUUCUAAAAAAAUGUAAAAUAUUAUAUGAUGUAAUUAAAUUAUAAAUAUAUAUAUAUACACAAACAUGAAUAGGUAGGUUAAAACAAAACGCGCUCGUAGACAAAGUUUAAUAUAGCGAAACACUAAACAAAAAUGUAUAUAUAUACUUAGAGCCACCAGAAAAAUAAACAGAGAUUAAAAUGUAAGAUGAUUUUUAUAGGACGGGGCGGAGGGGGCGAAGCCCCGUUUCGCCCUCUGCCUCCCGCCUACACCGUUUAAAAACAAAAAAAAACAACCCUAGUUACUAUACUGUCACUACACCGUGUUAACAAAAAUGGCGAAGACCCAUUGAAAAUGUACCGCGCUGCUCGGGUCAGCGGGUGGACGGGUGGGGGGUAACCGCUGCCGGGCGCCGUCCCAACCCGAAACGAGACGAAAUCUAAGGCGGUCGGGGUCGUAGAUAUAAGGGGCGUUCCUGACACUCAGAGGGCUCACGUCUAGGAACCUCCUCCCGCGGUUAUCGCCCACCCACGAGACGGGCGGCGACUAUAUUGCUCACUAUUACAAAUAUUCUAAAUAAUAAGAGAAGAGUUGUAUGUACUAUAUUUGAAGACAUUAAUUGCGAUUAUUUAAAUUAUUACCAAUGACCGAGGACAGGAGGUAAAAACUACGUAUUGCGUAGCUACUAUACAGUUUGGCGUUUUUAUUUCAUUAAAAAAGUGAAACCGA